This is a messenger RNA of Lichtheimia ornata, 1083 nucleotides long. RefSeq lists its product as uncharacterized. The coding region runs from base 1 to 1083 and encodes 360 amino acids. Gene Ontology annotation, molecular function: chitin binding; oligosaccharide binding. Lineage: Eukaryota; Fungi; Mucoromycota; Mucoromycetes; Mucorales; Lichtheimiaceae. The record is from RefSeq and is a predicted model, not a curated record. Gene Ontology annotation, cellular component: extracellular region. The transcript has 11 exons. Gene Ontology annotation, biological process: carbohydrate metabolic process.
AUGACGAUACUACUACUGCUACUCUUGUUGUUCUUCAUUACGGUCCACAGUCAUUGCCCCGACUUCCAUCACGAAGGUCAAUUCACCUUGGCCACGCUCGAGAAUGUAGACACGGCCGAGUCGAUUCUCCGUCAACAUGACCAAGUCAAGGAGCCUCAUGUCAAAAAGUUUGGUGGAGAGACACUGGCCUAUGUCACGCCAUGGAAUAACCGAGGAUAUGACGUGGUCAAGGAAUUCAAGGGCAAGUUUGACUACGUAUCCCCUGUAUGGUACUAUGUGGAGCGAUCGAAUGAACCUGAUGAUGAGAUGUUCAAGAUUAUUGGCGAACAUGAUGUGGAUACAAACUGGAUGGCAGAGGUGCGGGGACCAAACACUGGCAAGAUUGUACCAAGGUUUCAAUUUCGCAACUGGGAUUUCAAUGGCUAUCAGUCAUUUGCUUCCAAUCCAGAGGAUGCACACAAGAUGGUUGAAUUAUUGAUGGAUCAAGUGACAAAGCAUGGCUUUGAUGGCAUUGUGGUCGAAUGUGGCUAUCCUACCUUCUUUCCUCUUUUUAUCAACAACAUGGCCGCUGCGCUUCAUAACGACAACAAGGAAUUCAUUGUAGUAUUACCACCUUUGCGUUCAGCUGAACAGAGCAAGAUUUUGAAUCGUGACGUCUUUGCUUCCCUCGCUCAAGUUGUGGAUCGUUUCAGCAUUAUGACAUACGAUUAUUCCAGCCAUUCACCCCAUGGGGGUCCCUCAGCACCAGUGGAUUGGAUCAUGGACAACAUUGAGCAACUCACCAACGAUGAAAACGCACAUCAGCUUUUGGUUGGUAUCAAUCUAUACGCCAUGUCGUAUCAAGAGACUCGGAUGCCCGAGGCAAAGAUUCUCAGCAGUCUUUUGGAAACGUUGGAUGGCAAGGAGCUUGAAUGGGACGAGGAGAGUGAGGAGCAUUGGUUCGAGGAUGGUGAUGGUUCCAAAGUAUGGAUGCCCACAAGAAAGUCUAUCGAAAAACGAGUUCAUCUUGCCGAGGAUUAUGAAGUGGGUCUUUCGCUCUGGGAGGUGGGACAAGGAUUAGAUUACUUUUAUGAGCUGCUUUGA